AUGAGCGAGUCGGGCUACGCGUUGCCCUACGUACUCCAUACAAAGUGCUCUGGCCGGAUUAGCAAUCAACCUCCAGCCAACCCGAAGGCGGGAAAACGGCUAGAGCGACGACGUCGUGGAGCCCCUAGCAAUGGUACGACCGACUACUCGAAUUUCGUCACUGUCAGAGCAAAUUCUGAUGCAUUCGUACGAGUAUUUUCGCCCAUCGGCAAAGACUCGGACAACAUGGGAACUUGCACCUGCACGCCAAUCGUACCAGAGUACCGACGACGGGCAUUCGCUGGAGUCGGAUGCACCCCCACCAUCCACAUUCAGUACCACCACCCAUCCACCACCGCUGCCACUGAGAGUACCACCACCACCACCACAACUCCGCCAAGCAGUGUGCACAACUUGUGCCGUGCUCGUGCUCGUCCGGCCACCCGUGAUGCCGACGAGGCGGCCCUUCACCGUUCGACGGGGACGGUCCCGCCACGCAACGUCCUCGUCGAUCCGCACGAGCCCGCCGAGCUCGCCGCGAAGCUCAAGUUCAUCCUGCCGGACAAAGGCCGAGGCAAGGACGGCCUCCUCGACGCCAUCCGGCGGGUGCUCAGGUACAGCGUCAACACCUGGGACCAAGGCUUCCUGGACAAGCUGUACGCCAGCAACACCCCUGUCGGCGUCAUCUCCGACCUCGUCCUCUCCGUCCUGAAUACAAACCUGCACGUCUUUCAAGUCUCGCCCGCCUUGACCGUCAUCGAGAAGACGACCGGUCGGGCGCUGGCCAAUCGCUUCGGCUUCACGGGGCCCCGGGCCGGCGGCGUCACCUGCCAGGGCGGCAGCUCGUCCAACCUCACCUCCCUCGUCGUCGCCCGAAACACGCUGUACCCCGACUGCAAGCCGGCCGGCAACGGGGCCCGCGACUUUGUCGUCUUCACGAGCGCCCACGGCCACUACUCGGUCGAGAAGAGCGCCAUGAUCUGCGGCUUGGGCGAGGCCAGCGUCUGGAAGGUGCCCGUCGACGGCGGCGGAGCCAUGAGGCCCGACCGGCUUCGGGAGCUCGCCGCCCGCGCCCGGGAGCUGGGCAAGACGCCGCUCUACGUCAACUCGACGGCCGGUUCGACCGUCAGGGGCUCCUUCGAUGCCUUUGACGAGAUUGCCGCCGUCUGCGACGAGUACGGCAUGUGGAUGCACAUCGAUGCCAGCUGGGGCGGACCCGUCGUCUUUUCCGCCCAGCAGAGGUCGAAGCUCCGCGGCUCUCACCUUGCCGACUCCAUCACCAUCAACCCGCACAAGAUGAUGAACGCGCCGACCACCUGUUCCUUCCUGCUUGGACCCGACAUGGGCAUAUUCAACAAGGCAAACAGCACCAGCGCCGGCUACCUCUUCCACGAAACCGCCGACGACGAGGUUUGGGACCUCGCCGACCUCACCCUUCAGUGCGGCCGCCGCGGCGACAGCCUCAAGGUCGCCCUCGCGUGGCUCUACUACGGCGCCGACGGCUUCGAGCGACAGAUUGAUCACGCCUUCGCCAUGGCCCAUCAUCUGCACAGCCUGAUCCAGCAAACGGGCAACUUUGUCAUGCUGUCCGAGGAUCCCCCGCCCUGUCUGCAGGUUUGCUUCUACCAUGCCCCCGGCGGGAAGCUCUCCGACGACGCCGCGGCCAACACGAAGAUUACGCAGGCCAUUGUGGAGAGGCUCAUCCGGCGAGGCUUCAUGGUUGACUAUGCCCCCGGCGACAAGGGUAGCUUCCUUCGGGUUGUGGUAAAUACCCAGACGCUGCCGACGACGGUCGAGGGGCUCACCAGGGCGAUUGAGGAGGUGGCCAAGGAAGAGACAUGA
Drechmeria coniospora is the source of this 1821-nucleotide messenger RNA. RefSeq names its product glutamate decarboxylase. The transcript has 6 exons. Gene Ontology annotation, molecular function: pyridoxal phosphate binding; carboxy-lyase activity. Gene Ontology annotation, biological process: carboxylic acid metabolic process. The record is from RefSeq and is a predicted model, not a curated record. Gene Ontology annotation, cellular component: cytoplasm. NCBI's taxonomy places the organism in Eukaryota, Fungi, Ascomycota, Sordariomycetes, Hypocreales, Ophiocordycipitaceae. The coding region runs from base 1 to 1821 and encodes 606 amino acids.